AUGCUAGUACUACUACGUUUAAAAGCUGCCAGUUUCUGCCACCCCUACCUUCCAUUGGCAUAGACCAGCUCCAGUGAUUGACCUUUAACCUCGUCGAGGCUCGAAGGCUCAGCUUUCUCUCGAUCCUUUCGUGUCAAAAAUGGGGAAGAAGGGUAAGAACAAGCGCAGUAAGCGCGGCCACGGCGUCGGUAAAAAGCCGUCACAUCUUGCAGGGCGCGUAGAAAAGAGAAAAGUGGCUGAAAUCGAAGACGCGAAGGAGAAACCCGCCAAGAAGUUGAAAACUGCAGGUGGGGAGGGGGGCGGUGAGCCGGCAACAUGUGCAGCUUCGGUUUACUCCUCGGAGAAAGAAAAGGCACAAGACGGUACCUCCGCACCUGAAGGAGAAAGUAAACGUCUUAAGAAACUGUGUUUGGAUGAAGACACACCUUUUCAACCUACUGAGCGUCUUGGAGAAGGUUCUUCUGAGACGAAGAUCAAGAAGAAGAAACACAAGAAGAAGAAGACGCACCGAGAGACUUCUGAGGAGGAGGGCACGUCUGAAGGUAAAGGUCACCUUGGGGAGAACGCCCGGACUUCUGUUGACGUCAUGACCACACAAGGUCACUGUGAAGGUUCAGAAAGUGACUCCAAACCUCAGACCAAUGCUGGACAUGAGAACAGUUCAACUGUUUCUGGCGUACAAAUCUUGGAUGAAACAAAACGCACGAAAAUCAAAGAAAAGAACAAAAAGAUGACGUCCUCACAAGAAACCCAUGCUGUCCUUCACCUGACCUUGAAUAACCUUGAAGGUGAGUUCGGCCUGUCCCACGUCCAGCAGCUGCUGCUUCACGCCUUCCUGGGGAAGCGUAGGGGCGCCUCCUGGUGCCAGGUUCAGAACUUCAACAAACUCCAGAAGGUGGUCGUUGUCAUGCUGAACAGCCUCUCGGAGGGACACCUGGCGCAGCACCCAGAAUGCCUUGCACAGCUGGCAGCCAUGUUUCCCAACAAGAAGGUUCCAUUGUCGAUGAAGGUCGCAGACAGCAAGCCGAGAGAGGUCAUGCGGAGUUUGCUUCGUGUUCCCGUCAGUAAAACUGCGCAGAAGAAACUGGGAAAGGACUUGGAGAACGGCGAUGUGGAUCCGGAUCUGGUGGAAUGUUCCACAAACUGUGCUAAACACACAGGAGAGAAGUCUGUGGUGGGUAGAACCCGUUAUCUGUUGACCCAGGAACAGUUGAGGACCAACCGGUUCCCGUUGGCGACCGACACUGCCUUGCCGGAGGAUUUCGUGUCAUUUCAGUGCUGCACGCCGACAGAUUCGAGCCCUAUGUUCGCCAUCGACUGUGAAAUGUGCGAGACUGAAGCAGGCAAGGAGCUGACCCGUGUCUCUGUGGUGAGUGAAGACUUGAAGACAGUCUACAACUCCUUCGUAAAGCCUCGGAGACCCGUCAAGGACUACAUGACUCAGUUCAGUGGCGUCUCUGCUGCUGACUUACAAGACGUGACGACACGUCUUGAGCACGUUCAAGAAACACUACAGGAGCUCCUUCCCGAGGACGCCAUCUUGGUCGGACACUCCUUGGAGAAUGACCUUCAGGCUCUGAAGGUCGUCCACCCACACAUCAUCGACACCAGCCUCCUGUUCAACCACGCCACCUGGCGCUUCAAGCCCAAACUGCGGACACUGACCAGCAAGCUGUUAGGUAAGGAGAUCCAGACCGGAACAGACGGACAUGAUUCGGUAGAAGACGCCAUCGCUGCCAUGCAGCUCGUACAACUCAAGAUCGCGAACGGACCCGGCUUCAUUUUGGACAAUGGUGGAAGCAACAGCAUCAGUAACACCGAGAGCUACUUCCGGGUCCUAGCGCGGGAGAAGAAAGCCGCAACCAUGGUCGAUCAGGCGACGUUUCUCAAGCCGUUCCUUGGCAACCCGGUGCACUGCGUCCCCGUAGUUUCCGACCGCGAGGCGUUGACGAAAGCUCAGAACGAGAUCAGGAGUAAGCAUUUUGUCUGGGCGCAGUUCCAUUCGUGGCACACCGUGUCUAACAGUUCCAUGUGCGAGCACGCCGUCCUGGCGGAAACUCUCGCGAGAGUCGUGACAAGAGUUCGUGAGCUGUACGAUAUGUGUCCCGAGAACUCUCUGUUUGUACUAUUGACUUCGGGGACCAACGGUAUUGAUCAGAGAUUAAACUUAAAGUCGCAAACAUUAGAGACUUCUUCAGUGGAGGACAAUGAACAGGAGAGUACCAAGGGACUCUGCUAUUUGACUGUGAAGAAGUGAAAGCGCCACUUUAAUCUGU
Messenger RNA from Branchiostoma floridae (Florida lancelet), 2276 nucleotides. RefSeq names its product small RNA degrading nuclease 5-like. The record is from RefSeq and is a predicted model, not a curated record. NCBI's taxonomy places the organism in Eukaryota, Metazoa, Chordata, Leptocardii, Amphioxiformes, Branchiostomatidae. Gene Ontology annotation, cellular component: nucleus. Gene Ontology annotation, molecular function: exonuclease activity; nucleic acid binding. Bases 140 to 2257 code for a protein of 705 amino acids. The transcript has 7 exons.